CGCAGCUAGCAAAUCAUGAACAAUUUAGCUAACUUGCGAGCAUACUCAAAAACAGCCCAUAACAUGAACAAAUUACUCUAAUAACAUGUAAUCGCACUCGCUAAAUUGGACUUUUAGCUAAAUGUAAUCAUGAAUGAAGCAUUUUUCAAAUGUUUGUUUGCUAGUUUGCUAACUAGCUAACCACAUAUCGCCAGUCGAAAGAGUUCAGCUGGCUGUCCCAUUGGCAAGUGUAGCUUAUGCUCGCUACAAUAACACAUCCAGGACUGGGCGUAUCCAAUGAGAAGAGAGAUGCAGGAAAUUCUACCAGGCCUGUUUUUAGGUCCAUACUCAGCUGCUAUGAAAAGCAAGCUUUCUGUCCUUGAAAGACAGGGGAUAACGCACAUGGUGUGUGUCCGCCAAGAUAUCGAGGCCAAUUUUAUAAAGCCCAACUUCCCACAUAAAUUUAGAUACCUCGUUUUAGAUAUUGCUGACAAUCCUGUGGAAAACAUAAUUAGAUAUUUCCCUAUGACCACCAUAGUCCCUGUGCCCAAGAACACUAAGAUUAAAGAAUUUAUUGAUGACUGUUUAGCCAGUGGAGGAAAGGUACUAGUUCAUGGAAACGCAGGGAUAUCAAGAAGCGCUGCCUUAGUUAUUGCAUACCUUAUGGAGACAUUUGGCAUAAAGUACAGGGAUGCUUUCAGCCACGUUCAGGAGAGGAGAUUCUGCAUCAACCCUAACGUGGGCUUUGUGCAUCAAUUACAGGAAUAUGAAGCGAUCUACUCAGCUAAACUAACUAUCAAGAUGAUGUCACCAAUACAGCUGGGCAGAUCGUUCUCCCUGCAUGCUGGAAUGCCAGGCAGCCUGAAACGAAGCCUGGAAGAAGACGAGGACUUCGGGGGAAUGCAGGUCACUGCUGCACAGAACGGAUAGGUUUAUUAUGCAGAUAGCAGUGUCUUUGCAUACAGUGCACUCUUUUUUUAAAAACAUUUUUAUUGGGAUUAAAAAUGUAAAUAUUUCAACUUUUCUAAAGGUGGGGGAUUGGGUUCGCUUCCUGACGUCUGAGACCAAAGGGAGGGGGGUACAGUUUCAUAAGUGAUUAUUAUUUUUUGCUGUAUGCACUGUUUUUUGCAGUUUUAUACUAUUUAAAGCAUUUUGCAUUUUCAGCGGGACAGUAUUGCAAUAAUGCACUUUUGAUACUUGAUUUGUUAUUUCUCGCCAGAAGGUGGCAGUUGGCGUAAGGGACAGUAAUAGAAAGUCAAUGCCCUAUGGAGAGAUGGAGGCCCACAUUUGGGAGUGUUGGACAGAGAUCAGGCUUAAAAUGUGAUGUUAUUUAAAUGAAAGGGAGAGAAAAAAGCUUGCCAGAGAAUUAACGACCCACUGCUCAAUAAACAGACGGCUAACAUG
Molecule: messenger RNA, 1383 nt
Organism: Oncorhynchus mykiss (rainbow trout)
Lineage: Eukaryota; Metazoa; Chordata; Actinopteri; Salmoniformes; Salmonidae
Product: serine/threonine/tyrosine interacting protein
Biological process (GO): negative regulation of SCF-dependent proteasomal ubiquitin-dependent catabolic process; negative regulation of protein binding; regulation of ERK1 and ERK2 cascade
Cellular component (GO): cytoplasm; nucleoplasm
Molecular function (GO): F-box domain binding
Source: RefSeq, a predicted model, not a curated record